CUCAGAAACUUUGUAUGUUUCAGUAGUCAGACAAGCACUGACUUGCUUAAGUCAAGAUAUUUCAGACAAUUCUUAACAGACUGUAUAGAAACAGCGGGUGGAAAACCCAAAGGGCAUUUCUUCUUCUGCCGCCUGUUUGGAUCUUCAACCAUGUGGCUCUAUAAUGUUUUUCUGAGUUUGGACCUCAAGGGGAUUCUUUUGUUCAUGUUUUUCUUCCUUUUGAUAGCCGACUUCAUUAGGAACCGGAAACCAGCAAACUUUCCUCCAGGACCGAAGGCUCUCCCCUUUGUGGGGAACAUCUUAAGUUUGGACACCAAACAUCCUCACGUUCAUUUCAGCAAGUUGGCUGACAUCUACGGAAACGUCUUCAGCUUGCGCCUUGGCAGGCAGUCCGUGGUGAUUGUGAGCGGCUACAAGAUGGUGAAAGAGGCCAUCGUGGCACAAGCUGAGAACUUUGUGGAUCGGCCAUUUAAUGCAAUCGGUGACAGGUUUUACCCUAAACCUUCAGAUGGUCUUUUUUUAAGCAAUGGAGAGAUAUGGAAGAAACAGAGACGUUUUGCUUUAUCUACUUUACGUACCUUUGGUCUGGGCAAAAACACCCUGGAGCUCAGCAUCUGUGAGGAGGUCCGACACCUGCAGGAGGAAAUGGAGAGUGAGAAAGGUAAACCCUUCAGCCCAGCAGGCCUCUUUAACAAUGCCGUCUCCAACAUUAUCUGCCAGCUUGUUAUGGGAAAAAGAUUUGACUACAAUGACCACAUGUUUCAGACGAUGCUGAAGUGCAUAUCUGAAGGUGUUAGGCUUGAAGGAAGCAUAUGGGGUCAGCUUUAUGACGCAUUUCCUCAAGUGAUGAAAUAUCUGCCAGGUCCUCACAACAAAAUCUUUAGCAAUUAUAACUCAGUAAGAGAUCUCCUUCUUGAGGAAAUCCAAAAGCACAAGAAGGAUCUGGAUCCCAGCAACCCCAGAGACUACAUCGACACUUUCCUCAUUGAAAUGGAGAACCACAAAGACUCUAACCUGGGCUUCACAGAGAGCAACCUGGCUUUCUGCUCCUUCGAUCUCUUCACUGCAGGAACAGAAACGACAGCCACCACAUUGCUUUGGGCUUUGCUUUACCUAACAAAAUACCCUGAAGUUCAAGAGAAAGUCCAGGCAGAGAUUGAUAGAGUGAUCGGACAGAGUCGCCAGCCAUCCAUGGCCGACAGACAGAACCUGCCGUACACUGAUGCUGUGAUCCAUGAGAUCCAGAGGAUGGGGAACAUUGUUCCUCUGAAUGUAUUCAGGGUCGCUUCCAAGGAUACAACUCUGGGUGGUUACUUCAUACCAAAGGGAACAUCUGUGAUGCCCAUGUUGACAUCUGUCCUGUUUGACAAAUCUGAAUGGGAAACUCCAGACACCUUCAAUCCCGGACAUUUCCUGGAUGCCAAUGGGAAGUUUGUGAAAAGAGAAGCAUUCCUACCGUUCUCUGCAGGGAAACGUGUGUGUCUUGGUGAAGGCCUCGCUAAGAUGGAGCUGUUCCUGUUCUUUGUUGGCUUACUGCAGAACUUCACUUUCUCUGUUCCUGACGGAGUUGAACUGAGCACUGAAGGAAUCACUGGAACGACACGAGUGCCUCAUCCCUACAAGGUGUCUGCUAAAGUUCGCUGAGCUGAGGACUUUUCACUAAACCUGGUUUCUGCUCAACAGUCGACUGCCACAGCUCUAGAGGUUGCUGCUUGUUAAGAGUCCUUGUAGAUGUGAUGAUAUUCUGAGUAAGAGUUUAAUUAAUCAUCAUUAAAGACAUCAUACUUUGAGUUACUGAAUUCAAAUAGGACUGAGAAAUAACUUGUCUUUUACAACAAUGACUUCCUAAAAACUUCCUUAAAACAAAAAAAAUAUAUAUGUUCGCAUUCUCCAUUUUAUUGAAAAGGUUAAAGAGAAAGUACCAAGUACAGAAACUAGGUAAAGUGUGUAUUUAUGAAGAUAUUCCCGUCUUCCCAAAAACAGUUGUUGAAUUAUAAAAUUCAACAAUUUUAUAAUUGUUGAAUAACAUACAAAUACAAUUAGUUUGUAUGUAAAUUUUGAUUAAGAUACAAAGGUAAACCUGUUGUUUUGGCUUUAUUAUGAGAGCACACUAAAUGAUCCUGCAACAGUUAUGAUGCUAUUAUGCAAAGAUUUUUUAAAUCCGUUUACAUUUUAAGAAAUGUUUAUUUGUUUACAAAUGAACAUUUCUAACAUAAACACUUUCCUGGCGUUUGAGUGGAAGAGGCUUUAUGUCCUGAUUAUUUAUCCAUCCAUGGCCAAUCAUUCUGGCCUAUUGAGAGUCAAUCUCCUCACAUCAUUUAACUAAACCUUUGAACUAGACACAUAACCUGGGGUAGGACAUGUCUGAAGGCACAUUUUUCAGGUAUUUUUGCUGGAUCAGCCUUCCUUAACUUUGCCAGUGCAUCAAGCGUUGAUAUUUUCUACUAGUUACUCCAGGUAGAUUUCAGUUCUGUAAUGGCAGCAACAGAGGAGAGAGUGGGUUCCUGGUAGGUUCAUGUUUGAACCUUCUCAAAUUUAUAUAUAUAUAUAUUUUUGUCUAAACAUUUUUCACUGUUGACAAUUUACAACAUGAUGUUUGAUGGUCUUGUGACCAAUAUUCUGACUGUUUGAAUAUCGUAUCAAUCUGAAUUUUUUUUUACAAUAUCAGAGUCUUUUUGGCUCCUUUUGCCAGACAAAUAAAAGUCGUCUACCUUGA
Xiphophorus hellerii (green swordtail) is the source of this 2716-nucleotide messenger RNA. Its product is annotated as cytochrome P450 2J6-like. Lineage: Eukaryota; Metazoa; Chordata; Actinopteri; Cyprinodontiformes; Poeciliidae. The transcript has 9 exons. The coding region runs from base 151 to 1644 and encodes 497 amino acids. Gene Ontology annotation, biological process: xenobiotic metabolic process. Gene Ontology annotation, molecular function: heme binding; oxidoreductase activity, acting on paired donors, with incorporation or reduction of molecular oxygen, reduced flavin or flavoprotein as one donor, and incorporation of one atom of oxygen; iron ion binding. Gene Ontology annotation, cellular component: intracellular membrane-bounded organelle; cytoplasm. The record is from RefSeq and is a predicted model, not a curated record.